Molecule: messenger RNA, 13555 nt
Organism: Amoebophrya sp. A25
Lineage: Eukaryota; Dinophyceae; Syndiniales; Amoebophryaceae
Source: the annotation of a GenBank genome assembly
AAGCAGGAUUGAAACAAAAUCAACGUACUUAACUGGAAAAAGAGUUUUCGAAAACGUAUUUACUGUCGUAAGUCAUCUAGUUAUUAAUUAUCACUUUUUUAGGAAAGCUAUAACCAUGGCCUCCGCUUCUGCGCGAAGUCGAGCAUCGAGCAUGGCGAUGUCAACAACGUUGCUGAAACUGUUGUGUAGCGCAGUACUCUUCUUUUUCUACGCUGUGCCAUUGGCGUGCACGGCGAUCCAUCAGAACAAGAAAAACAUCCAAGAAAGCGCUAAUGCGUUUCUUUCCUUGGUAGUACAAGAACAAGAACAGGGGCUCCCCGAUUCCGUCAUGACGCUCUGGGAGAGUAUUUUUCGAAACCACGGCAAAAACUACUCUCUCGAUGAUCUCGUAAAAAAAACUAGCAGUCGGAGUCAAGAAUCCUUCAUAGCAAUACUGCAUGGGGCAGCGUUAUGCCCAUAGUCCGACUGCCCUGAGAUUAUGGUCGUUUGGCGGAAGGCUGAAGGAAGAGAGUCUUGAGAGUGGCGAGGUGAUCAAGAGAGGACCAAAUCAAUUUUGAUGCUGACGGGCACACCCUUUCAAAUGGCUCGGAGAUCCAGACCGUCACAGAGGAAACCACUGGCGCAUCGUGUAUGCCCAUGCCUCUCCUUUUCUGGUCUGGAUGCGGCGUCACUGUCAGGCGGCGGCUGACUUCGGCUGGGGUGCUCGCUGGUUGGUGUGAUGCGUGCUAGGCUUGAGUAGCGUGGUGGGGGUCUUGCGCUAUAGCCCGCGAGUUGCUGCGCCCAGUUCUUUGCCCCAAAUCGGGCAACCGCUAGCAAGGCGAUGGGGCCGAAGUGGCCUCAAAAAGAAAACUUAGCGGCUUGGAGUUUUCUCGUGGAAUCUAGCGGGGCUACAAGAGGGUAAACAACUAGCGCUAUCGCCCUGCGGGGUGUCUAGGUGACCGCGAGAAAAGGCCCAGCUGCAACCGAGCCACCGACGACAAGCUCGCCCACACCAUCUCACAGACGACCCUAGACCCACUCUCUGACAUACACAGGGACAGCCUGCACCAGGUUCCACCGCAGCAGAGAAGCUCUGGCGGUGGGAGCGCAUGACGAUCGAGGCCCACGGAGUGCCAUCGCCGAUAGCCUGCCGAGUGCAGACAUCGCGCGAAGGCGUCACGAAUUCAAGAAGAGGCACCGCCUGGCGGUGCGCUGGUUCUGUUUGCGCUACAAAUUCUAAAAAUUGCACGAUUGUCUGAAGAGAGGCCAUGUAGGUGGUUUGGAUGCACGCGGAGCGAGGGCCCCUUUUAGGGACGGAGGGGCUCCCACCCCCUGAAGCCCGAGCAAUGGCCCACGCGCUUGCCUCAAAUCAGCUCCAAAAUAAAGAGCGCGAGUAAAUGAGUGGCCAACACUUGCAGACGUGACGAGACUGCCCGGGAGUAGUCUGCCGAAAAUGUGUAAGGUAUUUAUGUGAAGCGAGAACUUGGCGCCAACAUCCUUGGCACCAGCCAGAUAGCGAAGCACUUUGCGCCCAGCGGCUUCCAUCGCCUUGCUGACCUUGUUGGCCGUUGCUCGUGCUAGCUUGUUGGCGGCUGCUGCAAGAUCAGGGCGCUCUGUCACGGUCAACCACUGUAGUGCGCCGACCAGUGCUCUGAGCGGGAAGGUGGAGGGCGUGGCGUUUUCGUCGUACGUCGGACCCUCCUCGAAGUCCGGGGUAGGCAGAGUCUUCCGGUCCUUCUGAUGCGUGUCAAAUUUCUUCAGCACUUUAGCAGCGUAGGUUCGCAUCUUGGUGCGCAAGGCUCCGCGCUGUUUGGAGUAGAUGCAGGCCGCGCCAAGUGUGUCGAACUUCACAGCAUCGGGCAGGUCUUCGCUUCUUCUGGUGCUUUUUCCAUGUUGAUCACCGUGACCGGGUGCAGCUUGUGCACCUGGGAAGUCAACUCAUCCGCCAGUUGCUCCGUUUUCGCAAUCGCCACGCGGUCGGCCACGUAGGUGGUUAAAAUUGCGAUCAGCUCGCCGCUAGCGUCGACUUUACGCCACAGGCCGGGUUCCGCUUCAGCUUCUGACCGCACCGGCCCAGGCUUCGAAGGUCUUUGGCAAUUUGAUCACCCCAAAGCUUGGGCGAAAUUGGCAGACCGUAUAAGGCUUCCAGGAGAAGACGCCGGCCACCAUCUCCCUCACCAUCCCGGAACUGCUCGGGAGUCGAGACUACAGCUCUGUGGUGCUGGAUGCUUGCGCGGAUGAAGGCGCUACCGAUGUCAAGGGCCUCCGUCGCCCACUUUCUUCUCGCCCCGGAAAUCAGCGCUACCCGGUUUCCAAGGUGCGGCGCGGCGCCUGCGUAGAGCGAAGCGUCCGAGCUGGCUUCUGCCUGCCAACGGUUGCCAAGAACCACUAGUCUUGCUUUGAAGCGUCCGCAGCGCUUUCGCGUUGAAAGCAGUGCGGUGGGUGUGCGUUUCAAUUUGCCGGCGUAGAAGUCAGAGUACUCAGAAGUCAGCAGCUUCCGCCAACAGCGGCAGGCCUCCAGUGUUGCUGCCUCUACUUGGGUCGCCUCUAUCCAGCGCGGACGGUGCGGGUUUUCGUGCCUGAGUGCUUUGCUUGGAGUUGUAGCGCCACCCGGUGGAGUGUUGGACUCGUCCUGAUCUUUCGUGAGAAAGCGAAAAGCUCUCGGGCGUUGUGAUGAGUUCCUCGCCGUCCUCUUCCUCGAGGUGGCUGCGCGUCGCCUCGUGGUAAAAACUAGACAGACUGCUGCCGCUGCUGCGCAAGGGUCUGCGCUUUCGUACGACGGACCCGUGGAUGCUUGUCUUUUGCACCUUUGGGCCGGCCUCUCUUCACCUCGCUGGCAGGGCGGAAAAGAGGCCCAUACUGGAUUGCCGGAGGGCCGUCCACUUGUUUGGAAGGUGGAAGUUCGGCGCCAGAGGCAUCGGCGUGCGUUUUUGACUCGCUGUCCUCGGUGGGAGCAGGAGCCUGAUGGGCGUCGACGGUUUCGAGCGUCGUGUUUGACGCGCGGCCUACCGGCAAAGACCCCUCCAGGUCUUGCUUCAGCGACUCCCCUGCGGCAGUUCCUGGAACUACCCCAGCGGAAGCUUCAGCAGAAGCAGGAACGACCGAAGCCUUCAGCCUCCCUAGGGUUUGUUCGUCUAGGGCCGCGCUGCUGUUACUGCGCAGCUGUUUCACGUUUGGCGCCAGUAUCUCUUCCAAGGGCAUGACGCUGCUGCACUGAUACACAGCGAACCUUUCUGAAGCUGGAGCGGGAAAGCAUAGGCAGCCUACUAGCCAGCAGGAGUUGUCGUCGCUCCAACCAAGAUGAACGCCUCUAAGUGCCCUCGGGGAGAGAGCUGAGGCUUUCUCGCUUUGUUUCGCUAACUCCGUCCCGCCGGGCCGAAAUAUAGCCAAACUAACAACCAAACGGGCGAAGGCUUUUUUUUUGUUCUCGACGUUCACCCUUUUCGUCGGGUUUUGGGCCUUGCUGUUUAGGCUCUCUAGCGGUGCGCGUACGAUGCUACUCCCUUUGUCUAGCCUUGGCAUGAGGUUCCGCGCGUGAGAUCUACGGCCCGGAGACCACACCAUAGCCCCAGAUGUGGGGAUCCACAUGCAGCAUCACAGACCUCAGUGCGUUCUUGAGACUCUGCGCUGCUCGUUCCGCGUGGCUGUUCGUCCGCGGCAUGUGCGGAAUGCUGAACGAGUGCGCGGCGUUGUAUCGCUCACAAACCGAAUCCAUGUCGGCUGACGUUGGCGUGGCUUCGUUGUCACUUCUGAGGCCCACUGAAAUCAGCUGCGCGGCUGCUUCCCCUGGCAGUAUCUUGGCGCCGACUUUUCUCUGAAUCUCCCCAGCGAAGCUUUCUAUUGCCUGAGGGGUGAACGAUUUUGCAGGGAGUGAGCGGGUGGCAAUAUGCUGGGAGGAGUUGCACACAAACAGCAUGGCGACCUUGUUGCCGCGGUAAGUGGUUGGCUUUACUGGACCGAAGAAAUCUGCUGAGAACAGCACGAGGGGCGGACUGUCUUGCAAUUCUGGGCAGCUUUUUGAACCAGCUCCCAUACCUCUGAACUUCGCUUGCGUGCAGUCGAGGCGCGUUGCUCUCUUGUCUUUGUCAUGGAUGUGCGCCAUCCUCCAGCGCUGCCGAAGUUUGUUUAUCACGGGGGGGCAGACUUUUGAUUAUCGUGAGGGCCUCGCCUCCUUCUUCCAGCGCGUGCUACUGCCUUUCUCGCAGCGGGGGGCACUGACUCAGAAACUUCAGCAAGACCGACGCCACUAAAUUCUUGGUCGCGCAUGGGAGAGCAGAAGAGCCCAGGACGAGGAUCGCCUUGCCGUAGCUCGAGGCUCGGCAUGCUAGGGAGCCUUUUUUCGGUUGCUCCUAAGCUGGCGAGCUUUCUUGUAAUCAAGUUCGUCGCCGUGUCUCCGUGCGGAGAAAGCGCAACCUCCCACGCGUCGUCUUUCAGCCUGUUGACGCUAGUCAAGGCUUGCGCCGGAAGUUUGGGGAACAAGGAUGCUGCUGCCCAGAAUGUUGCCCUUCAGGCGUCCCAUGCGUCCAGUAUCAGCACCAGCCACACCACGAACCUUGGCGAUUUUGUUGCUGUCGAUUGAUUUGAAAAGAGACCGGCCCCGAACGAUGUGCGCGCGCGCUCGCCUCGGAGUCAAUGACUUUGCUGCAGUUCUCCUUCGUUUUGUCGUUACUGUUGUCUGCUUGUCCCACGAGGACGGCGCGGCGGUUGUUACAAGAAGACGACGCCGGAGGACUAGGCGACUGCUGUGGACUAGGUGCUGUCAGUGGUGGGGCGCUCUUUAGUGGUGAAGAGCUACUGGCUGUUGAAUUUGAGCUACUUGGUUGGCCUUACGAGAUUUUCGCUGACUGAAGACGCAGGAGAACUUGACUGCGCAAAGUUCUCGGCUGUGUCACGUCAGCCGCUUGUAGUGUUGACGGUGCAGAAGAAGGCGACGGCGAUGCGAAUGCUGGGAAUGCGCUAUAUUCUGAUGAUAAACUUGCUUCCAACAACGAGACCAAGCAGCGGAAAACUACUACGGCUACUUUUUCUAUGCUGCUUAUAUAUGCAGCGCCUCUUUUCUCUUUUUGGCUAACUUUAGGGUGUUUUUCCAGCCGCUUAGUCAAUUGCGGCUGCCCCUCUUCUUCUGCUUGCCGUCGCCUUUGCGGGGUGGUGGCUUGGUUGUCUGGGUCUGCUUGAACUUGCGCUCCGGCGCGUUGUGGCUGCGAAAGGCGUAAGCUCUGCUUUCGUCGUGGCCAUAGAAUUUGGCGCACGUCGAGCAGUGCUCCUCGCUCCACGUCGUCGCCCCUGAACCUUGGCCCCCACUCUUUCCGUGGCCUUUGUCUUGGCUGUUUCUGCUUCCUCUGCUGCGAUCACCCUUACCACGGUAGGGCGCCGGGCGGUCACGUUGGCCACCGGAUUUCUCUGCGCGCGCCAGCAUUCGCUGCACUUGAGUGCGUUUCAGCUUGUCCGUUAGCGACUGAGGAUUUUUGUCGUCGCCAUGGGUUUCCACGUUGUUCGCCGUGGUCUCCUUCUGGUGGUCUUGUUUCGGUUUUUCCAGCUCAGCGGAGAAGACUUGCGCCUGCUGCUCGCCGGAAUGCUCGAGGAACAUGAUCCGAGAGCAUUUCUCCGCAAGUUCCUCUGCGCCAUAUCCUGGGGUGCUGGGUGGAUAGCCUUUGAAAUCGCGAACGAUUUGCGCUGCUGUUGGGUCCUUGGUGGAGAUGUUAUUGAUCAACACGUCCCGGAUCAUGCGCCCCCGGACUGAUCCCGCGGGAAGCUCGUUGCCGCAUUUCGCUGCCAUGGACUUUAGCAUAGCAAGCUGUCCAACGAACGCGAGCAGGUCGCCCUUGCGCCAGCGUGCGCUGUGCAGCUCCGUCGUCUCCUUCUCCACCUGAGCCUGCGCAAAAUACAUCGACAGGCGAAGGAGCUCGCUCACCACACCGGGAAGGCUGUCCACCACUUGAUUUGCCGUGAUCGAUGCUUCGAUCCUGUUACCGAGGUCUUUACCGAGAGAAGCCUUGACAGCUCGAUGAAGUAGAAGAACAGGCUGGCUGUCCCUCGCAGUCAUUUCCAGAGCUGCACCCAUCAAAAGUUGGCCCAAAAUUUCCUGAGUGACAGAACCCGACCGCUCACGGGUGCUGCGAUCCAAUUUCCUCCAGCGGGAUCAGCAGAAUGUCUUCCGGGUUUGCCAGUGCUCGCUGCGUCGUUCUGUGGAGCUUGGGGAGCUCCAGCCCCAGCAGCCGGCUGUUCCUGAAUUGGAGGAGCUGGCGCACCAGUCCCAGCACCAUUCUGCUGGACGUUCAGCGGGUGUCCCCAGAUCCGCGCCAGGGCUUCAGCUUUCGCCCCCGUUUGAUCCAAGGCCAGUAGGGUUGCCCAUCCCUGCGCAUUCGGUAUGGGGAUCCGCGUGGCGUUGUUCGCGGGCUGAUACGCCAUCCCGGUCCCUUGAAUCUUGCCAAGUAGUUCAGCGCGUUGACCUGCUGCUGCCGCCCCCAGCUGUAUCGCCAACAGCCGCAGCACGGGGGUCGUGAAGAAAGUCAUUGAUUGCAGCGCCCAUUUUGUUACUAGCGUUAGAUGCUGGGUGGAACUAGCACUAGGUGCAGUGGUGAGUGUCAGGCUAGUUCUUGAGAGAGUGCAACUCUUGAGAAGUUGCAAACUUUGAGGAUGCUGCAAGGAGCUAGGUAGCCUGAUAGAUGGGGUGUGACUCUAUCGACACUCUGGCCGCUAAGCUUUUCAAGCUAGUGCCCCUGCGGGGCCCUUGUCAGUGUAAACGGACCGCCUAGCACUGUGUGUCUGGUAGCGGAUUCAUGGUAAGGAUGGAGCGCCAUCCUCAAAGGUCUGAGGUCUUUGGCUGUCGUCGUUGCGUGCAAUUUCGUGCGGAGUUCAUGGGCUUGCAGGUCUUUCAGCUUCAAGGGCCCGAGCGCUGGCCUUUCAAGUUGGCUUGGAGGGAUGCGCGACACCAUUGAACCAGACCAGUUGGCUGCCAUUGAUUCAGUGGGAUCGCUUUGGUUGCUUCAGAUCGUGGCCACUCGAUCAAACUCUUAGGCUCUCACAGACUAAAGCGACAGCAUGGAGGAAGACCAAGGGGCCAGGGGAUCGUGGGAACAUGCUGACUCAGUCGGCUUGACAGGGAGGAGCACUGGUUGGGUUUGAGCAAAAUGCUACACACUCCAAGCCAGACCCCUCCUGUUUCUUUGUGGUGUUUAAGUCUAGCGGACUAACAAGGAGACCGCUGAGAGGAACCUGCAACCAGAAAAACGCAAAAGAAGUGAAAGGUGACGCAAAUAAAAGAAGGACGCCAAGAAGAGCGACGCGCUCAGGCCAUGACGGCAAAAACAGCGCAAGGUCUCAGCUGAAAGAAAUUCUGCAGCCCCUCCAACAAGGUGAAGGCGCUGCUUCUGUUGCUGGUCUUUGUCUCGAGAAAAACAGCGCCAGGAAAGCGACUAUAUCUAUCGAUAAAACGCAAGCAGCACCGUCCCCAGGAAAACAUAAAAAAGGAGGGCAAGAAGAUGAAGAAGAAAGCCACAGGCGUGACGCUGAUAGAAAAAGCCCGAAGAAGGGUCGGGCUGCUUCUUUUUCUGAGGGGGUUGCUGCUAAGAUUGCGGCAGACAGUCAGCGCGCGCCCCUCGCCCGCUAAUAAUAAGCUGAGGAAAGCGAGGAGACCGCAGCGGGGUUUUGUACUCUUAUCUGAGUUUCAGUUUGGGUAUGAUGAUGCAUGGGGCUACCAAGCCAGCUUUGCAACCCCCUAGGCGAGCAUGGGGAGGGUCUGGGCACAUACGUCCCGCCACAGACUUGGAAAAGGGAAGAGCGGGCCUCUUCCUUGUUAUUCUCGAGCGACUCGCUUGGCGAGGGUGUGGCGCGAUUAGGCGACCUAGUGAAGAUCUUACUUGCUGACGGCACCACUCUCCUGGAGCAGCUCGAGCCAGGCCACGCUGACAGAGUUGAGGUUGACAGAGAAGCCGCUAGCGUAAGGGCGGAGGGCAGCCCGCCCCCCUGACGCCAUUGGGGGGCUGUCUAGUAUGUAAGUUCUUUGGAAGGUGCUGGAAUGGGUGAAAACAGCGCCAAGAGAUAAACGGGCAAGGCGUGCGCCAUAGCCGAGCGCAGUCACGGCGUGAGUGCUGACCUUGACGUCGAUACAACCAGAACCACUAAGACUAAAGCGGCAAACUCUUGGGGAUCUUUUUGAUUUUGCCAUGCGCAAGCGGUUGGCUGGACUCUCCGGAGUAGAUAAGGUCGCUAGGGGACAGGUACUGGUGGCGACAGUGCGGAGCGCGCUCACCUUUGGACAACAAGCAAGAGCAACAGCCCCAGAAGAGGCGCGCAAGCUGGCACCCACCGAAGCGGUCGCGAUUGCGCUGGUUUCUGGAGGCCCAAGGUGGAAGCGCUACACUGUUUAGGUGACGAGGUCAGAGCUGCCGAAAGCGACAGGAGUCGCUCCGCUACGGCAAUUUCUUAACUUCAUUAAAGCAAGGCGCGGGGGCAUGUGAUGCGGACAGAGUCGCCAGGCUUAGAGAGGGCCGCCCUCCUCGGGCAGUUUCUGCCUGAACAGGCGCAGCACCGUCUUCCGCUGGACGAGAAACAUGCUGCCGCUCAGUUGCCGACGAGAGGCAUCUGAUGCCUGUCGAGUGUGUCGCGUAUUCCUUUUGGGAGCAGCUAGCUUGCCACUUGGUCAGGGGGUGUGGUUUAACUCCUUCGAUGGUUGAGCUGCUCCUUCGAUGAAGAUGAGGCCCAGGGCCAGAGCCUGCGGCCGGCUUUAGAGCAAGGAGCAAGCAGGGGGCGCUCCAGUCCAUUACAAAAUAGAGCACGGAAAGAGGUUGAACCUGAACAAGAGGGCCCGACUUACUCCAAUCGAGGGGGGUUCUAUUAUCUUGCCACAGGUGUGGCGUUUGUUUUUGAUACAGUAGCAGAGUGGGCAAGAGGCGCCAUGCCUCUAGCCCACUGGGAAGCUGAGAAAUUAUAGGGAGAGCUAGCUGCCAAAGGUAUCCACCCCAAGGGGGGGGGGACAGUCUCUGAUCCGCCAAGGGUCUCAGACUAAUGAAGCGGCUACUACUAACUUGGGCCACAAAAGGAGGAGCAACUUCCCCACUUUCUCCAAGGAUAAGCAUCAGCGUGGCGAUAGCGUGCACUUGUGACGCAUCAGCCGGCUUAGUCGCAUUAACUGGAGGAGAACAGACGACAGAAAGUCUCCCACGUGUAGGGGUUGAUGCUUACCGUUUUUCUUCAACUGGGGCAGCAGUGGUCAGCGCGUCCCUUGGUGAUGGCAUCAGUCGAGGACGCGCGAAAAUGUCAGCAGAUUUGCCGACUUGGCUCUAUCUGAUUGAGUUCCAGCGAAGGAGGGUGGGGCGCUUCGAUAGAUAUAAGGCCAGGCGGGCGGGCACCCGGCCACCGAUGGCGUUAGAAACUGGCUAAAAGAGUCGGCUUUCUGGGGUCGCGGGGCGCGCGCUUGCCCUUGGCCGUUGUGUGUGUGUCUGCUUCGUUUCUGGGGUUUUUCUGCCUUUCUCUUGUUGUUUUGUUGGUAUGUUUGCGAGUAACAAGGGAGGCGCUUCUGAUUGUGUUUUUUUUUCUGGUAUUCUACAGAGGGUCCGCGGGUCUUGAAAUCUGCGGCAGCGGAUCAAAAAAGACGACCGAAAAAGCCCGGGCUUUUUCGGUCGUUUUUUUCGAUCGGUUCCGGCUCUGUAUGCUUUGGCUGAGUGGCUCGGCCUGGGGGUGCAUGUCUUAGGGGUGUCGGCUGAAGGGGGUGCCUUUCUGAAGUUGUUCGGGGUGAUGAUAGGCCGCCGGUCUUCGGGUGUGAUACUUCUGACCUCUUGGGUGUUUUCGGGCGGUUUUCAGUGGGGUGGGCUUGUUUGUGUUUGUCUUCUGUUGCUUGGUCGUCUUGCCUCGCCCCUUGUGGAGGAGGGGCCGGGGGCAUUUGGGGGAGUGCCUCUGCCAUUGGGUGCCCACACUGAGCCACGGCCCCGGGGCUUGACGGUUGGCGCAACAGCUCGCGUGGAAGUGCGGGGCCUCGCACUCGAAGGGGUGGGGGGACUCGGUGGGGGUCGCGUCUGGGCUUGGGGGGUGGGGUCCCGGGUCCCGGUUGACGGUGAAAAAACGGCUAAAAUUUUCCCACCUUUUCCCGGGUUGGAAAAAAACGGCUAAAAAGAGGCUACAAAACGGCUAAAGUUUUUUGGUGUUUUUCUCGUGUGAUUUGUGACCCAUUGCGAAACUUGAUCCAGAUCCCCACUGAAAUCCGAAGUCUUCUGAUCAGUUCCGCAGCGUCAGCGGCCUACUUAGCUAACUACUUAAGUAAGCACAAGAAGGAAGAACGACCAAGACAGAACAAGGACAACACAACAAGAACAAGCACGACCCAAGACAGGACCGACGUAACAAGGGCUGCACGAUGUCCAUUCUCUUUCCUCAUACAGGUUUGGCGUAUGUUACUUCGGUGACAUCGCGUAAGACUUACUGAGAGGGUCUAAGAUAGACUCAAGCUUCGGCCGGCUCAGUAUAGUCUAUCACAUGACUUCGCCUAGAAGUCGGCCACUUUCGCUCUUGGGGUCGGUUUAGAGCAGUCCCGCCGAGUUUUGGAAGGACGUGCCGCCGACUUUUUUAACCGUUCCCAAGAUCGGCGCUUUUUUAGCCUUGGGCCCUAGCCGUUUUGUUAACCGUUAACUUUAGCCGUUUUUUAUUUUUAACCUUCAACUUUAGCCGGCUUUUUAACUGGUUCCCGCGGGGUCUUGGGGCGCCUACCUUCGAGCCGCGUAGCCGUGACGUACACUGGGCCGCACCUGACGCACCCGCCGCAUUCCGCUGGCAGGCCUCGAAGCGUGGCUUGGUGCUCUUGCAAGCUCCGCGGGGUUGGCUGGGGGGUGCGCGUGUGGACGUUGAGGCCCCGCGUUGAGCAGUGCCAACCCGGAGUGGGGCUAAAACGUCCACGCCAGUCAGGUUGCGUGGGUUGGGUCGCGUGAUUCUGGAGUGGGCGCCGGGGUCCAGGUUCGCUGGUCCCUCGAAGUGUGGCCGUAACGUCCGCGCCGGUGAGCCUCGCGGGCUGGUGUUGUGCCGGCUCUUUGUGUCGGGCCUUUCCCUCGGGUGUCUUGCUCGAAGUGUGUGGGGCCGCUUGCUGGAGGCCGGCCCAGGUGCAUACGCUAGACCCGCGGGCACCUGCUAUUGCAUUGUGGUGGCACGGGUUCGCUCGGUGAGGUCUUUCCUGGGUCUUUUGUGUUGGGUCGGUUGUUGGCCCCCGGCUGCCUGAUCAGCUGGCGCGGGUGUGUUGUGGUGUCUGUCGGUCGGGAUUUUCUCAAAAGCCGAAGACUGUAGCCAAAGUCUAACCGCAUUUGUUGGCUUUGGCCUUUGGGUGUGUCUGCCUGAAUAAGGGAGAUCGGCUAGUCGUCAGGUGGGUGGGAGCAGUAUAACGGUGGCGGCCUUUACCUAGAAGGCAGGCCGAGCGAGUUAGAGCAGUAAGGGCGUUAGUUUUUCCUGGUGAGCCCCUUAUCUCACUAGAUGACACCGACGGGGCGCCAAUGGUGCCGAUUGAAAUGGCCUCAGUCAUCUCACAAAGUGACACAAGGGCAAGGAGGGCGCCGCACUGAGCAGGGACAUGCCCGAAAUGUUUUCGGAAAGGCUAUCCCUUUCAAAGCUAUCCCUCCAGCCGAAUGCUGGGAGAUUGGUUUACCAGAGGGGAGGCAGAGCAGCUGCUGACGAAUUAACUCAACGCAUUAAGCUUAAAGAAUGUCACCCGGUUCGGUAGACUGUCUUGGGAUGGCCUCACUUGUGAAAGCACUACGACUCCUACGGGUGGCAAAAGAAGAAACGAAGGGGGAGCACGAUGCUAAAAAAGAGCAGCAGCACCGAUGCCCUCGCUCGUGUUUUUAUCGACUGAGGCCGGUGGGGCCAAAGAUGAAACACCGCAGGAAGCAUCUGGAGCGGUAUCACCGUAGAACGUGCGGCGUCAAUUGUAGCACCCCCGGGGGAUCGAUGAAACAGCGCGAAGCGAGUCAUCAUGAGGGUGGACCUACAAAGGGCCUUAGGCUGCUACCGGGGAGAAGGUGCCCGGGCGUUGAGUUAGGAGCGGCGCGCAAUCUACUUAGACCUGAACAGCACGCGCAGCAAAAGACAUCCGGAAGAGCCGGCCAUGGUGCAGGAGUGCGCCUGUGCAAAAUCUUCGCUCCUCAGCGUCUGCUCUACCUACGUUACCCGCCCAGGAGGAAGAAGCGCCUUAGGUGCCAUAAAUUCCGCUGCUGACGAGGCAGAAAUGACAACUCAGGCACUCUCUAGCAGGGUGGGCCGACUGUGAAAGCAUGUGAGGAGAUGCAGGAAGGGGGCUCAAAAGUCUUAGAGUAUUCAAAAACGCACGGCAAGAGGGUGGGAAAACUAUAGCCAACAGCUGGGCUUUUUAAUUUCUUUGCAUGCUCUUCAAAGUGUUAAGAGCAUGGGGCGUUAAGUUAUAUGUCACUCAGGCGUCAGAGGAUACCUCCAGAACAGGCAAAUGAGUGAGUGGAUGCGUUUAAGGCUGCUAGCCUGAAUAGUAUGGCUUAUCAGGCUCUUGCGUUUGGGCCAAAAGUUUCCCUAUUCGUACCAAUGGCGCCACCCCUUCGCGUUCCCUGGUCCAUCGCGUAUGUCAUGACUGCGAGCGGCCUCAUGCCGUGCCGCAGUGUGGUGCGCGCCCGCCGCGGUAGGCAGAUUUUUGCAAAAAUUGAAGAGCGCGCUCUCUGAGCGUUUUCGUUGUAGUAAAAAAACAUCACGGUCGCGAAAAAGCCCACGCGCCAGCGUGACCGGCCACCGGGUGCCCUCUCGUGGUUUUGGGCCGUCCUUUUUUCGGGGGCUUAGUAUAGUAGAACCAAGGGAAGCAGCGCGGCGGGAAGGAAGUUGGGCCACAUGAUUCAAGAGAACCGCCGCGGCCAGGCGUCUCAGUUUGGGGGGGGCACUGGUGGGCCUCGGAAUCUUUACACAGAUGGCGCCGGAGUUUUGGCUGUGUUGGUUCAGUCGCUGGCGCUGUGUCGCCGCGUGUUUGAGAGAGUGACGAGCGAAACAGCCUACCGCCAAGCGAUCCCCAAGCCGCUCAGGGGAGGGCGCGGCGCUUUUACAUCCCGCCGCAAGAGACGGCACGAGCGGAUCUGCUGCACUUCGGUGGCCUCUCUUUUGGACUGCUGGGACUGCUGGUAUUUGGGGCGGCGGCCGCGUGGAAUACGCUGCCACAAGUGUGAGGGCAGUCUUGAACGGAGAUGUUUAUGCCGACUUUGUUAGUAAAUUUGUCCCAAGACGUGAUGAACAAGAAAAAGCGCGUAAGAAGGGGCCGAAGACGGGAUCAGAGGUGCCUGUGUUCGUUUGGACUUGCAAGAAGAUGGAGCACCCUCCUGGACGCAGUGUUGUGUGGUCCUUGGUCAAUUUCUACGUCGUGUUUACGUUCUACCGACCGGAGAAUGCGGCCUUCCGACAUGUUGUGGCCUUAUCCGUGGACCGCGGGUUUCGGCGAAAGAAAGUCGCGGUCGAGGGCUGGUUGGAGGGCAAAGGCGGCUGGGUGUCACGGCAUCUCGAAAGCUCGAAGGCGUACACAACGGAUGCGUUUCUGUCGAACGAUGAUGAAGUAGGUGGCUUGUGGAUGACGUUGAGAAACGUCUAUACAUAA